AUGGACUUGCCUCGAAGAAUCAAACCAGCGUACAGACUCUUCGACAAAGGUGUUGUCGCUGCCUUUUCGCGUCGAGGUAACGCUGUUCCAUCCUUCAGAACGUUCUGCUCUUCGAGGCAGCUCGCGAGGCAGCAACAGCCUCAACAACAACAACAGCAAAAACCAGAGCAUAAUAAUAGUAGUAACGGCGACAAGAGAAGACCGGCCAUCGACGAGGCGACGAUCAGGAGGCUCGAGAGGCUGGCGCUGGUCGGCUUCGAGUACGAGCAGAGCAAGCGGGUGCUGGAGGAGGCGGUGGCGUUCGCCGAGCGGCUGCGGGCGGCGCGCGUCGACGAGACGGUGCGUCCGAUGUGCAGCACCCUCGAGAACGACUGCAUCCGGCUGCGGGACGACGUGGUGCGACAGGACGUCGAUCGGCGCGAGGUACUGAGGAACGCCGCGGUGCUGGAGGAGGAGUACUUCGUCGCGCCGCUGGCGACGAGCAAGGAGAGGCCGAGCUGA
Messenger RNA from Wasmannia auropunctata (little fire ant), 501 nucleotides. It is a transcript of the gene GatC, whose product is annotated as glutamyl-tRNA(Gln) amidotransferase subunit C, mitochondrial. Gene Ontology annotation, biological process: regulation of translational fidelity; glutaminyl-tRNAGln biosynthesis via transamidation; mitochondrial translation. The record is from RefSeq and is a predicted model, not a curated record. Gene Ontology annotation, molecular function: glutaminyl-tRNA synthase (glutamine-hydrolyzing) activity. Gene Ontology annotation, cellular component: glutamyl-tRNA(Gln) amidotransferase complex; mitochondrion. The transcript has a single exon. The coding region runs from base 1 to 501 and encodes 166 amino acids. NCBI's taxonomy places the organism in Eukaryota, Metazoa, Arthropoda, Insecta, Hymenoptera, Formicidae.